CCUACAGGAUGCUUCUGGAGGACAGAUCAAUCAUUCUUUAGUCCCUUACAGAGGGGAAAAAAAAUCCCCCACAAAAUGCCUCUUGAGAUGAACUAGAACAGCAUCGUUGUUUGGCUAGCUGGAUUUCAUAUACUACAAUGAAGAUACUGGUUUUCACUGGACUGCUCUCUCUUACCUCCAGUCUUUUCACAACAGCUUCAGAAUUUUCACUGAAUGGCUCUGCAAUUAAAACUGUGUCUCUUAUCAAGACUUUCCGUGGAAUUUCAGCAAGAGACUAUGAUUACAUCCCCCCUUAUGCUAUAGAAGGGGAGACAACGACUAUCCAUAUCAGAGAACACAAAUGCUCUUCAAAAAAGUCAAACGACUCCACUUUAAUAGAAGUGAACACCACCACGCUGGAGUACCUAACCAGUUCUUUGAGUACCAAGCUAAUACCCACUGUCUACCUCAGUGCUGUUUUACUGGGUGUACCAUCUAAUGCCAUCAUUUUGUGGAUGCUGCUCUUCAGGAUCCGGUCAGUGUGCACUGCCAUCCUCUACACAAACUUGGCAGUUUCAGAUCUGCUCUUCUGCAUCAUGCUGCCCUUUAAAAUAGUGUACCACAUCAACGGGAACAACUGGAUUUUUGGGGAAAUGCUGUGUCGAACUACCACUGCAGUGUUUUACGGCAACAUGUACUGCUCCAUUCUGCUGCUCACAUGCAUCAGCGUCAGCCGCUACGUGGCCAUUGUUCACCCCUUCACCUACAAGAGCCUGCCAAAACGUGCCUAUGCCAUCGCGGUCUGCGCUACCGUGUGGACAAUCGUCUUCUUGUACAUGCUCCCGCUUUGCAUAAUGCAGCAAAGCUAUUACGUGAAACAACUGGACAUUUAUACCUGCCAUGAUGUGCACAACACCUGUGAAACAAUAUCUUCUUUCCAGUUCUAUUACUAUGUUUCUUUAGCUACCUUUGGGUUUUUAAUACCUCUUGCAACUAUCAUUUUCUGCUAUGUCUCAAUUAUAAGAACACUCAAGACUCAUGAAUGGUUCUGGUACGUCAAAGUCAGUCUUUUGAUCCUUACUAUCUUUGCUAUUUGCUUUGUGCCAAGCAAUAUUAUCCUUAUUAUCCAUCACAUCAACUAUUACUAUUACAACACAGAUGGGUUGUAUUCUUUCUAUCUAAUUGCUUUAUGCCUUAGCAGCUUAAACAGUUGUCUUGAUCCUUUCCUUUAUUUUCUGAUGUCAAAAAUUAGAAGUCAAUCCAAUAUUUAUCUAACAAUGGUUAAAAUAUCCAGGGAAAAAUGAAUUUAGUUCUAUAUUUAUAUUAUUGGAAUUAUGAUUUUUUAAUAGUAUUAACCCAGGUAGCAACAAACCUCAGGUGCAACAGUUAAACUUAAAAAAUUAAAAAGUG
Molecule: messenger RNA, 1389 nt
Organism: Gavia stellata (red-throated loon)
Lineage: Eukaryota; Metazoa; Chordata; Aves; Gaviiformes; Gaviidae
Gene: F2RL2
Product: coagulation factor II thrombin receptor like 2
Exons: 2
Coding region: 138-1283 (381 amino acids)
Biological process (GO): blood coagulation; positive regulation of Rho protein signal transduction; phospholipase C-activating G protein-coupled receptor signaling pathway
Cellular component (GO): membrane
Molecular function (GO): thrombin-activated receptor activity
Source: RefSeq, a predicted model, not a curated record